CAAGCAAAAAUCAUUUUAUAACCAGUAGUUCCAUCCUAGCUUACAUGUAAUCAUCAAUCCAUACAUGGCAGUAGUAGCAAAGCUUCAUCUCUUCUCCAACCUCCCCUCCAACCCCCCACCACAACCACAACCCACCCCCCAAUCCCACCGUCCUCCCAAACCCCCCAUCCCCAUCCCAAAAUACCCCCCACCCAAACCCAAAAAACCUCCAACCCCACCAAACCCAGCUUUCAAAACCCACCACAACCGCUCCAAAUACUACAAGCCCGUCAAACAAGGCGUGCUUGCAUCUGACGAUGGACGGACCAUCUUGAUUGGCGACUCCGGGGUGUCUUACCAGCUCCCCGGAGCUCCGUUUGAGUUCCAGUUCAGUUACUCCGAGACUCCCAAGGUUAAGCCCUUGGCGAUUCGUGAACCGGCGUUUUUGCCCUUUGCGCCGCCUACUAUGAAUAGGCCGUGGACCGGGAAGGCCCCGAUGAAGAAGGCGAAGAGGAAUGUGAGGCUUUUCGGGUCAGGCGAAGAAGAAAGUGAUGGAGUUAGGAGGAUGGAAAUGCGUGGAGGGUAUGAGGUGAAGGAGUUGUUUGGGGGUGAGCUCAGGCCCAGAAAUGAGGUUCUUGGGCGGCCGUUGAGCAAGGCCGAGGCGAGGGAGCUUAUUAAGCCGUAUUUGUCUAGUAAUCGCCAAGUUAAUCUUGGAAGAGAUGGAUUGACGCAUAAUAUGCUAGAACUUAUACAUACACAUUGGAGACGAGAGCCUAUUUGUAAAGUUCGUAGCCUUGGUGUUCCAACAGUUGAUAUGAACAAUGUUUGCCGGUGUCUUGAGGAAAAGACUGGUGGUAAAAUCAUUUUCCGCGUUGGUGGCAUAGCAUAUCUGUUUCGUGGAAGAAACUAUGAUCCUCGUAACCGACCUCGGUACCCGGUGAUGCUUUGGAAACCAGCUACACCAGUUUAUCCAAAGCUUAUACAAGAAGCUCCUGAAGGUUUAACAAAAGCUGAAGCCGAUGUAUUCCGGGAAAAAGGGAAAAAGCUUCUUCCAAUCUGUAAAUUAGCUAAGAAUGGAGUUUAUGCAACCCUAGUGAGAGAUGUGAGGAGUGCUUUUGAAGAAUGUGCUAUAGUAAAGAUUAACUGCACGGGGAUGCAUGCAAGUGAUUACAAAAAGAUUGGUGCUAAACUAAAGGAGUUGGUUCCAUGUGUGUUGUUAUCUUUUGAUGACGAACAAAUACUGAUGUGGAGGGGGCAUGAUUGGAAAUCUAUGUACAAACGUUCUCCCAAAGCUCCAAGUCCUGUCCAUGAUACAACUGCCAAUGGUAUGAACAGAUCAGAUCAAGAAUCUGGCAGUAGAAAAGUGCAGUUAAGUCCAAAGAUGAUGUCUCUGUGGAGUCGUGCAAUUGAGUCAAACCAGGCAAUGGUACUGGACGACCUUGGUCUAGGUCCUGAUGCUCUUCUAGAGAAGGUGGAGGAAUUUGAGCGCACAUCACAGGCUACAGUGCACUCUUUUCCAGCAUUAAUCUUGCCAAGCGAAGAUGUUUCUGGCAACCGAAAUGAAGGGCCUGAAGAAGAAAGCAGUUUAGAUGAUGGUGGUUAUCAGAGCUACGACAGUGAAUAUGAUGAUGACAGUGACAUUAAUGACUCAUUUGAUGGGAUGGAUUCAUCAGCUCCUCUGGGAUCAUUACCUAUUGAUCUGAUUGCAAAGCAAUUUAGUGACUCUGAAUAAGCUUCUCAGCACAUGAGUCUCAUCCUCCAAAUUAGAGUUGUACUCUACUGUAUCUAAUGUUUUAUCUGUAAAUUAAUUUAAUUUGUAGAAUAUUGUUUAUAGCAAAUUAAAUGGCCAAUGACAUUUACUA
Messenger RNA from Daucus carota subsp. sativus, 1841 nucleotides. Its product is annotated as CRS2-associated factor 2, chloroplastic. Gene Ontology annotation, biological process: Group II intron splicing. Gene Ontology annotation, molecular function: RNA binding. The transcript is spliced from 6 exons. NCBI's taxonomy places the organism in Eukaryota, Viridiplantae, Streptophyta, Magnoliopsida, Apiales, Apiaceae. The record is from RefSeq and is a predicted model, not a curated record. The coding region runs from base 65 to 1711 and encodes 548 amino acids.